Molecule: messenger RNA, 2573 nt
Organism: Haliotis rufescens (red abalone)
Lineage: Eukaryota; Metazoa; Mollusca; Gastropoda; Lepetellida; Haliotidae
Exons: 5
Coding region: 161-1120 (319 amino acids)
Source: RefSeq, a predicted model, not a curated record
CCGUCACCCAAUACUAGUUAAGUAAGCCAUUCAAAAGAGAGAGUUGCGUUAAACAGGUGAAAAACAGCCCUAUUAACGGCCGGACAUGCACCCACAGAGGAGGCUCACGUAAAGCUAGGCUGAUACAUGUUAUACAGGUCCUCGUCUUGCUUCAAGAACGAUGUUGAAAGUAUUUACGGUGUUGUUGUGUGCCAGCACAGCUUUCUGCACAGCCGUCAACCACGACUACUUCCGGUGCCACAUUGACCUCUGUAAACGAACAGAACAAUACUGUGUGGAGGAGAGACAAAAAUGUUACCACUGCGCAGACGUGGCUCAUUUGUGUAAUACCACGGAACUCUCGCGAGACUGUGACAGCUAUUGCUACCGGGUUCAGCUACAGAAUGUGAUGGAACUUGAAGCCAAUAGAAGCGCGCAGUUGGCAGACACGCAGAUAGACCUUCAGCAGGAACAACAGAGAAACAACGACCUGGAACUUACAGUCAGACAGCUGGAGAGUAACGUCAGCAGACUUACAACAGUAAAGGAACACCUAGCUGUUAAAGUAACCGAAACUGAAAAACAGAAGACCGAAUUUAAACAGGUUGUGAAGCAACUGUGGCAGAUGAAGAUCAACUUCUUCAUUGCAUGCAUAGUGGGCGUAGUUCUCAUGUUCACCGUCAUCCUUCUGGCUGGAGCUCUUUCUUGUCUCUAUUGUCGGGGGAAACGCCAUUCACACUCAGUCCGUUUAUCUCAAUCUGAGGAAUGUCCAGGUGUUAGCAGUUCCGAUCAACUCCCUCUGUUGAACAGAUGCACAAACUUCCCCACAGCCUCUCCUGGUCUUACCAUCAAUGGUGAUGUCACUGUUUCAAGACUAGAGGUUCAGUCUCCUGAUGACAAAAACAUCAUCAGCGACAUGAACAGCACUCUACCACCGGCAUACCAAUCCCGCCUGGAAGAGAAGAAAAACAGUACGGACAUAAUUGUCCCAGAUCCCUGCGAGAAAUACGAUAUCAAUAAAUGUGAAACUGAAAGAACACCCUCAGUUCUGAAAAAUAUUCAACCCACAGAUAGCUAUGAAAGUAUCAAAGACACUGAGCCAAAGAAUAUUCAGAUCAUCGAUAGCACUGAUCCUAAAUGAGGGCAUUUGUAUUCUGUAUCAGAGGUCUUAGAGUGUUUCUUGAAAUUGUGAAUUUGUUAACACCAUGGGGAUGUCAUUGCCAAUUGUUUGAAGGUGAGAGAGAUGAGAGAUUUACACUGAGGAUGUUUGAUUAUUGAACAGACAUUUCUUGAGUUUGGAUUAAUGGUGCUUUGAACACAAUGUCCACCAUACCGCGUCAAAUGUGGGUAGAAAGUCAAUAGUUAAGCCGUUCUUGGACGUGUUCCGUUGAAAAGUAGGACGAACACGGGCAUGAUGCCGAGAGACCUUUGAGAGCUCUUGGGUUAACAGUGUUUCAGAUAUUUACGAUGUUUCAGAUUAUUGUGAGAGGACGAAGACCACUUUGGUCGAACCCGUGAGCACGGGUAUGGUACCAACAAACCAGGCACCAAAUCUUGGUGAAUCUGGGAUUCGUACCCCAACAACGCCGGUACCUCGUAGGUGCAAACACAAAAUACGGUGUACUCAUGUUGGCCUGGUCUUUUGUGCGCCGAGUGAUUCAUUUAUUUAUGUAUUUUCUUGUACCGUGGCUAUUAUUUGUGAAAAAUAAUGGCAACCAAUUCCAUAUCUUUUGUAUGAAUAUAUAAAUGGGAAUGUGUGUAUGCUAUUUAUGAUAUAAUGUACAUGUACAUAUGUAGCAAUUGUUUUAUAUUUGUAUGUUUAUUUGUUGUGAUUUCCGGAGCCAAAGUAACAAUUUGCGGAUAUUUGGAUUUUCAAUGUCAAUUAGAAGAUGUCAUGAUGCUUAUCACAGUGUUUUGAUUGUGUCGAGGUGACCCAUUCCGUACAAUCAUGCAAAAUCUUAUAUAUCUUAUAUAAAAUAUAACUAUGUACGACUACACACACGAACUUGGGCACUUGACCAAUCAGAGACCUGCAUGGGGUGUGAUGCACAAUGCCGUACGUUCCUGCAGUGCUUGUGACGUUCGUGUUCAUCUUCUUCAUCUCCUCUGCACCUUCUGGAACCUGUGGCUAUUGUUACUUUCGUUAUCACCCAAUAGCUUGUCGAUAAUCCCUUAAAUCCAGCAACACGUUGUUGCCUUGGACAGUCAUUUCCUAUGGGUCUCGGACAAUUGUCACCCGGACAGUUGCCGCCCAGACAAUUGCCACCGGACAAUUGCCACCUAGUGAAUUUUCUACAACCAGUUGGACUAUUCCCACCCAAAUAUAUUUUUUUUAUUAAAUGGAAGGUCUUGCUGAUGUUCACAGUGAGAUGAACAACCACAUGUUCUUGAAAGUAAGAUGUAAACAGUUUUCAUGUUUUCUUUGUAAAACCUUUGUGUUUUGUUCGUUACAUAUUACUUGGUACUGUUUUCUUCUGUGCUUAUCAGUUUAAUAAUGCUCAGUCAUUAUAAUAAUAGUUAGAUUAACGCCGCUUCCACGUUAUGCUUCGACUCAAGGCUUCUGCAUUUUUUGGAAAAUAAAAUGAUAAAAAUAG